Rotaria socialis is the source of this 1773-nucleotide messenger RNA. The record is from the annotation of a GenBank genome assembly. NCBI's taxonomy places the organism in Eukaryota, Metazoa, Rotifera, Eurotatoria, Philodinida, Philodinidae.
AUGGCAUCCCAAGAACAGCGGUGCUAUGAAGGAUCAGCAGGCGCAGAAUUUCGUCAAGUAGAUCGAACAGGACAAAUUCAUAAUGCAGUUGAACGUUUUCGUUGUGAAAUUCUUGAUUAUAUAAACAGUCGUCUUGAACAAUUUUCAUCCGAAAUGAAGCUCAACACGGAUUUACCAUCAUUAGAUGAUAUGGUUAAGCAACCUGUAAUGUCCGAAAUGGAUUUAAGAGUAAUUAAUAAACUUGAAAAAAAAUCACCAUUAAGAAAUCCACAAAACGGUGAGGAUAGUACAACGUCAUCAAUUCCGUUUCCAGAAAAAGUCUUCCGAGCACGUUCAUCGAUACUCACCGAAUUAUUGAAAGUUUCACAUUUUCGAUCGAUUCGACAAAUAUUUAUAUCAGUUCUUGUGAUUGUUUUCUUACAAGUUGCGAUACAUGAUUUAUUUGAAUUUGGAAAACUUGAUUUUCGCGUUGAUGUUAUUCUGUGGAAUUUUUCAAAUUUAUCAUCAUGUAUUCGCCUUUGGCUUUGGUUAUUUCUAUCAACUUGUAUAGUCGCCUAUUGUGGUUUUCAUUUUUGGGCCUACAAACGUCUGGCGUUCAUUCCAAUUGUCACAUCGAAUGAAACAGAAAAAUCAAAUAAAAAACCGACUAGUCUAUUAAUAUUCGAUUGGACGUGGUUUUCUUUAUACUGUUGUUAUAUUGCGUUAUUUUUAUUUUUUCCAGUACAUUAUAUUCUUGCUGAAAAUUAUCCGAUUGUUACACGAAUAAUUAUUCUAAUAGAACAAGUUCGAUUUUUAAUGAAAUCUCAUGCUUUCGUACGAGAGAAUGCACCGCGUGCGAUACUUUAUGCUCAGAUUUAUUCGCAAAAAGAUAAAAAAGAAGAUAAAACAGUCGACUCAUCGAAUGAUCAAAAAGUAUUUUCUCGGUCGCAUUCGCCAUGUCCUGAAUUUUCGAAAUAUAUUUAUUUUAUUUUCGCGCCGACACUUAUCUAUCGUGAUUCCUAUCCUCGAUCAUUGUCAAUACAAUGGAAUUAUGUUCUAUCACAAAUAACACAAUUUGUCGCAGCUGUAUUUUUUAGUUAUUAUCUAUUCUAUCGUUUUUGUUUGCCGGUAUUUCGCUAUUUCAAAUCCGAUCAUGUUACCGUAGAGAUAUUCGUUCUAUCAAUUCUCAAUUGUACUUUGCCAGGAGCUCUGCUUUUGUUUUGUGUUUUCUACGGAUUUUUACAUUGUUGGCUCAAUGCAUUCGCUGAAAUGCUUCGAUUUGCUGAUAGAGAAUUCUAUAGCGAUUGGUGGACAGCUACUUCAUGGAGCAGUUACUAUCGAACAUGGAAUAUUGUUGUUCACGAUUGGCUUUACACUUAUAUUUAUCGCGAUUGUCAUACAUUAUUCGGUGUUAAAUAUCGUUUGGUAUCGAUGUAUACGGUUAUAUUUUUAAGUGCUUGCGUUCAUGAAUAUAUUCUUUCAUUGGCAUUUGGCUAUUUUUAUCCAAUAUUAUUUUUACAAUUUGCUGUUCUUGGCUUUAUUUCAAUGCUUAUUUUACCGCGACGCACGCAAAGUAUAGCUUUUAAUAUUUUUAUAUGGACAUCGUUAUUCGUUGGGCUUGGCAUGCAAAUGUGUUUAUAUUCCAUUGAAUGGUACGCUCGGCAAAAUUGUCCUCGAGUAGUGAACGGUCCAUUGGAUUAUUUUAUACCACGAUCGUUCUUUUGUCGUGAAGUAAAUGAUACAAUAACGGUAGAUAUCAACGCUUCGGUGGCAAGUAAUCGUCAUUAUUUGUAA